AUGCAGCAACUAUUUUAUGAAAAUUAUGAGCAGAACAAAAAAGGCUACAUCCGAGACCUGAGGAACAGCAAAAUACACAGAGCUAUAACGCUGCACCCCAAUAAGAACCCCCCAUACCAGUACAGACUUCACAGCUACAUGUUGAGCCGCAAGAUAGCAGAGCUGCGCCACCGGACUGUACAGCUGCACCGGGAAAUUGUCCUGAUGAGCAAAUACAGUAAUACAGAAAUCCACAAAGAUGACCUGCAGCUGGGCAUGCCACCCUCCUUCAUGCGAUUCCAGCCCCGCCACCGGGAAGAAAUCUUGGAGUGGGAGUUUCUUACAGGAAAGUAUUUGUAUUCGGGUGCCGACGGGCAGCCCCCUCGAAGAGGAAUGGACUCUUCGCAGCGUGAAGCGUUGGAUGACAUUGUUAUGCAGGUCAUGGAAAUGAUCAACGCCAACGCUAAGACCCGGGGGAGGAUCAUAGAUUUCAAGGAAAUACAGUAUGGCUAUCGCAGAGUAAAUCCGAUGUAUGGAGCAGAGUAUGUUCUUGACUUGUUGCUUCUGUACAAAAAGCAUAAGGGGAAGAAGAUGACCGUCCCUGUCAGGAGGCACGCCUACUUGCAGCAGACGUUCAGCAAGAUCCAGUUUAUGGAGCAUGAAGAGAUGGACGCCAAAGAGCUGGCCAGCAAAAUCAACCAGGAUUCCGGAUCCUUGUCUUUCCUCUCCAACUCACUGAAGAUGUUUGUUCCCUUCCAGCUUGGCAGAUCAAAAGUGGAGAGGAAGGAACUCAAAGACAAGAAGAUCAACAUCCUGAUUCCUCUCUCCGGACGUUUUGACAUGUUUGCAAGGUUCAUGGGGAAUUUUGAAAAGACGUGCCUCAUUCCAAACCAGAAUGUCAAGCUCGUUGUCCUGCUUUUCAAUUCCAACUCCAACCCUGACAAAGUGAAACAGAUCGAGCUGAUGAGAGAUUACCGCUCCAAAUACCCCAAGGCUGACAUGCAGGUUUUACCAGUGUCGGGGGAGUUCUCGAGGGCACUGGCUCUGGAAGUCGGAUCUUCUCAGUUCCAGAAUGAGUCUUUACUUUUCUUCUGCGAUGUUGACUUAGUGUUUACCACCGAAUUCCUCCAGCGGUGUAGAGCCAAUACAGUUUUGGGUCAACAAGUAUACUUUCCCAUCAUUUUUAGCCAGUAUGAUCCAAAGAUUGUUUAUAGUGGAAAAGUUCCUAGUGACAAUCAUUUUGCCUUCACCCAGAAAACAGGUUUCUGGAGGAACUAUGGCUUUGGUAUUACCUGUAUUUACAAAGGUGAUCUUCUUCGAGCAGGUGGCUUUGAUGUCUCCAUCCAAGGUUGGGGCCUUGAAGACGUAGACUUAUUUAACAAAGUCAUUCAAGCUGGCUUAAAAACUUUCCGAAGCCAAGAAAUUGGAGUAGUCCAUGUGCAUCACCCUGUUUUUUGUGACCCCAAUCUUGAUCCAAAACAGUAUAAAAUGUGCUUGGGGUCCAAAGCUUCAACUUAUGGGUCCACACAACAGCUGGCUGAAAUAUGGUUUGAAAAAAAUGACCCAAAUUUUGGGAAAAGCAGCAAUACUAAUGGCUCAGUGAGGACAGCCUAAUGUCCAGCUAUGCUGGAAAAGACCUUUUUUUUAAUUAUCUAAUUUAUUUUUGGGAAAAUGUUUUUUGAUAAUUCACUUUUAAAAGACCACACAGGAUAUAUUUUAGAAAU
Molecule: messenger RNA, 1703 nt
Organism: Balearica regulorum gibbericeps (East African grey crowned-crane)
Lineage: Eukaryota; Metazoa; Chordata; Aves; Gruiformes; Gruidae
Source: RefSeq, a predicted model, not a curated record